Frankliniella occidentalis (western flower thrips) is the source of this 1326-nucleotide messenger RNA. RefSeq lists its product as uncharacterized. The transcript has 4 exons. Lineage: Eukaryota; Metazoa; Arthropoda; Insecta; Thysanoptera; Thripidae. The coding region runs from base 104 to 1138 and encodes 344 amino acids. The record is from RefSeq and is a predicted model, not a curated record.
GCAUACAUGGGGUCUUCCUUUACAGACGUUCCCGUCGGGGGAAGUACUCCCCAUCAACUUCACGGUGCUCCAGCUCAUCCAGGAUAUACCGGACAGGCCCAACAUGAAUACCCUGGGGUGGUGCCCGGGGUGCGGCGCCGUCGCCACGCGGCACUGCUGGGUCCGGCACAAUGUCCUGACCGUCAACGCUGCUCUGGAGCAGCUCCUGCAGGGCGACGCCGCGCCUAGUGGCCCUCCACUGCACACAGGAGGACCACUAGCCGCGCCUCCGCCGCUGGUGGCACGCCAUCUGGAGCGCCUGAAGGACGGGGACCAUGAAGGGGAGGCCCUGCAAGCGCUCACCUUGCUGUCUGGAAAGACCUGGGAUGUGAUCCUGCGGGGCGGGGGCCACGUGCUCUCAGGCACGCUGCGGGACAUCAAGGACCCUGAGACCAAGGCCCUGUUGCUCCUCAUGGCGGCGAAAGGAGAACUGACAAGCCGCGCAGUCGAUUGUGCCAAGGACCUCGGCCACAAAGAUCAAGCUCUCAAUCUAAAGAUGAUUCUUGGGGUGCGACGGCUGCUCAAUGUGCCCAUGAAUGACCUGUACCAGGAGGUACUGGAGGUCGCUGCGCCUACCGUUGAGCAGCUGAGUUUGCUCCAGCCUACGGAUAGGGCGCUGUGCGCGGCGUUCGUCAUGCCUCGACUGAGGAGACUGCGCGUCGAUGGUUUUGUGGACGAAUCUCUCCGAGAAUCUCUCCACACGAUCGAAUCUAACCUAGAACUCAAUCUCAAGCAAGGGCACGUGCAGUGGCUCGAGUUGGUGGCUUUCCCUCCCACCCUGCUAAAGGUUGUGCUGAAGGCCCAGCGGCUGUCGCUGGAGGUGCUGCAGCUAACCGCCCCCGAUUACUACUCGCGUUUGGAUUGCGACGAGCUGUUGUCUGUGCUGGAGGACUGCGAGCUGCGCUCGCUCAGGAGGCUCGUCCUGGUGAAGAUGCUGGACGAUGUGUCGCCCUUCUACGACAACCACGUGAAGUUUGACAGAGAGGGCUGCGUGAGCAAGCGCGAGGCGCUGCUGGAAGCGCUGCCCGAGGAGGCCGAGGUGGUCUGCGCGCUGUGCGACGGUGAGUCUGUGUUGAAGCCGAUGAUGGAACAGCUGUAGGCGACUGUAGGCGCGGUUCAACCGAUUUCAAUCGUUUAAAAGGCAUUUCAAGUAUAGAAAAUUAGCAAGUGCAUGUGUAUUUGGGCAGAAGGUUAAUGAGAGAUGUAAACACUGAAUGUUAAACCUCAUAGAGUCUCCCUUUCCGAUUUAAUGCGCCAAAAGGGUGAAUUAAAAAUCUCGCUGUCAAA